Geodia barretti is the source of this 732-nucleotide messenger RNA. NCBI's taxonomy places the organism in Eukaryota, Metazoa, Porifera, Demospongiae, Tetractinellida, Geodiidae. The record is from the annotation of a GenBank genome assembly.
AUGUCGGAUCAAGACUUCACCUAUCAGUUCCGCCUCAUCCUCCUGGGAGACAGUACUGUGGGCAAGUCCAGUAUACUCCGCCAGUUCAAGGAGGGGACUCAUUUCCCAGACAUCAGUCUCACCGUGGGCGUCGACUUCCACGCCAAGCUCGUGCACGUGUCCGGAAAUCCCAUAAAGCUCCAGCUAUGGGACACGGCGGGGCAGGAUCGCUUCAGAGCCAUAGUAAGGGCAUACUACCGUAACGCAGUCGGCGGGCUGCUCGUGUUCGACAUCUGCAACCGGGAAUCGUUUGCCAAUGUCGGGACUUGGCUGGAUGACGCGCAGAGGAACGCGGAGCCGCACAAACCCGUGUUUGUCCUGGUGGGGAACAAAACCGACCAGGCCAAGUACAGAGAGGUGUCACGUGACGAUGCCGUUCUCUUUGCUAGCCAGCACGGUAUGGACUACUACGAAACCUCGGCCAAGAACGGCUCAAACGUGGAAGAGGUGUUUCACAAGCUAGCUGAGAAAAUCUUCACGUUGGUCGACGACGGAGUAAUUAGAGUCGAAGAGGGCUGGGACGGAGUGAAGAAAGGUAGCAGGAAAGAAUCGAGUUCCACUCACUCGCUGCAAAGAAACGGAAGUGGGAGACAUGGGAGAACCGUAACUCUGACUUCGGGGCAAAGCUGGAGAGGAGAAGGGGCAUCGAACGGAGGACAACGAGGACCACAGGAGAGAAAGAAGUGCUGCUAG